AUGAAGAAAGCUCAACGAUCUUCUGGCGCAGCUAUUAUUCCGAUUAACGGCACUGGCACGGACUGGUUAUACUGUUGCAACGCCGUGCAUGGCAAUGGAGAUGGCUUGGUUUGCAGUACUACCCAACGCGAGCCGCAAGACCCCUUCGAGGUCUUCAACAGUUACGUUAUCCCUGGUGUCGCAGCGCUAUCGAACCUAGUGAGGGACCCCGAGCAUACGUCUUCUAUUGUAGCGAACGGUACCAUUACCGGUACUAUGAAGAGCAACUGCACCAACGAUGAGGCAAACAAUGUCACUACUAGCAGCCUGAGUAGCAGCCCGAGUAGCAGCAGCUGCCACGACGUGGCAAUCGGUGCAGGUGUUGGCGUCCCUCUGGGUGUCAUUGCUCUACUCUCUAUCGCCUGGGCGCUUUGGGAAAGGAUGAAAAGAAAGAGUAUGUCUCUUCAAUCAGUCCAGCCAACUCAGUCUGCCAGUAAUAAGUGCCGCAACUCGGAGCCGACUGAACUACAAACAUUUUCAUAUGAGCCAAAUGAACUGGAUGGAAGCUCGCGCGGUGGGUAG
Penicillium paradoxum is the source of this 561-nucleotide messenger RNA. RefSeq lists its product as uncharacterized. The transcript is spliced from 2 exons. Lineage: Eukaryota; Fungi; Ascomycota; Eurotiomycetes; Eurotiales; Aspergillaceae. The coding region runs from base 1 to 561 and encodes 186 amino acids. The record is from RefSeq and is a predicted model, not a curated record.